UUGCGCCACCGCCCCCGAGCGCCGGGCGGGCGGGGUUGCUGGCGAGGGGCGGGAUGUUUUGGUGGGCCCGGGUCCUGAUGACGGCAUCCGAGCGCGCCUCGCUGGGGCUUGGAGCUGGACUGCACAGCCGGGGGCUUACGCUCACCCCCUAGCAGGGCUGGGAGCAGCCAUCCCUCAACAUGGGGCUGGAGGCCCAGAGGCUGCCAGGGGCCGAGGAGGCCCCAGUGAGAGUGACCCUUCGAGUCCGCCCGCUGCUGCCCAAGGAGCUGCUGCACGGACACCAGAGCUGCCUGAGAGUGGAGCCAGGGCAUGGCCAAGUCACCUUGGGCCGAGACCGCCACUUCAGCUUCCACGUAGUGCUGGAUGAGGAUGCCGGGCAGGAGGCUGUGUAUCAGGCCUGCGUGCAGCCUCUUGUCGAGGCUUUCUUUGAGGGCUUCAAUGCCACCGUCUUUGCCUAUGGUCAGACAGGCUCCGGGAAGACGUACACCAUGGGGGAGGCCAGUGUGGCCUCCCUUCACGAGGAUGAGCAGGGCAUCAUUCCACGGGCCAUGGCUGAGGCAUUCAAGCUGAUUGAUGAGAAUGACCUGCUCGACUGUCUGGUGCAUGUGUCCUACCUGGAAGUGUACAAAGAGGAGUUCCGAGACCUGCUGGAGGUGGGCACUGCCAGCCGUGACAUCCAGCUUCGGGAAGAUGAUCGUGGAAAUGUUGUGCUGUGUGGGGUGAAGGAGGUUGAUGUGGAGGGCCUGGACGAGGUGCUGAGCCUCCUGGAGAUGGGCAACGCAGCGCGGCACACGGGGUCCACACACCUCAACCGCCUCUCCAGCCGCUCACACACGGUCUUCACCGUGACCUUGGAGCAGCGGGGGCGCGCCCCCAGCCGCCUGCCCCGACCUGCCGCGGGCCAGCUGCUCAUCUCCAAGUUCCACUUCGUGGACCUGGCGGGCUCAGAGAGGGUGCUCAAGACGGGCAGCACAGGCGAGCGGCUCAAGGAGAGCAUCCAGAUCAAUAGCAGCCUCUUGGCUCUCGGCAAUGUCAUCAGCGCCCUUGGUGACCCCCAGCGCCGCGGCAGUCACAUCCCCUACCGGGACUCCAAGAUCACCCGGAUCCUUAAAGACUCGCUGGGCGGGAAUGCCAAGACAGUGAUGAUCGCCUGUGUCAGCCCUUCCUCCUCUGACUUUGAUGAGACCCUCAACACCCUCAACUACGCCAGCCGCGCCCAGAACAUCCGCAACCGCGCCACCGUCAACUGGCGGCCAGAGGCGGAGCGGGCGCCGGAGGAGGCAGUGGCCGGUGCGCGGGGCCGCCGCGGCACCUCGGCGGAGGAGCAGGCCACGCAGGGGCCCAGCGGGCAAAAGGUGGCCAAGGGCCAGGAAGACGAAGGGGCACUGCAGCUGCUGGCCCUGCAAAGCCAGGUGGCCCGACUGGAAGAGGAGAACCGAGACUUUCUGGCUGCGCUGGAGGAUGCCAUGGAGCAAUACAAACUGCAGAGUGACCGUCUUCGUGAGCAGCAGGAGGAGAUGGCAGAGCUGAGGUUGCGACUAGAGCUGGUGCAGCCCGGCUUGGGGGCCCCAGGGGUCCUGCAGGGCCUGCCUCCUGGGUCCUAUGUGCCCCGGCCCCACACAGCCCCUCUGGGGGAUACCCACAACCAUGUGCUGGGCAUCGUGCCCCCUGCCUGCCUUUCUGGAGAUGAAGUUGGCUCUGAGAAUUGGAGAGAGGUGGCAAAUGGUAGGGAGGCUGGAGCCAAGUUGCCGGCAGAAGUAGACAGGCUGGGAAGUGGCUCUUCAGCUGCAUCAGAGGAAGAGCAGGAGGAGGAAGAAGGGGAGGAGGAGCCGCCUCGACGGACUCUGCACCUGCGCAGGAACGGGAUCAGUAAGUGGAGCCAGAGGAUGGGGGCCCGCCCAGGCAGUCUACUCGACAGGAAGGGCCCAGAGCUUUGCCUGGAGGAGCUGGGUGCAGCCAUCCUGGGGCCCAGAGUGGUUGGUGAGAGCAAGGCCCCAGCUCGGCCCCGCCAGGCCCCUGCUGCCUCUGAAUGGCGGCUGGCCCAGGCCCAGCAGAAGAUCCGUGAACUGGCCAUCAACAUCCGCAUGAAGGAGGAGCUCAUCGGCGAGCUGGUCCGCACAGGGAAGGCGGCCCAGGCCCUGAACCGCCAGCACAGCCAGCGCAUCCAGGAGCUGGAGCAGGAGGCAGAGCGGGUGCGGGCUGAGCUGAGUGAGGGCCAGAGGCAGCUGCGGGAGCUUGAGGGCAAGGAGCCCCAGGAUGCUGGCGAGCGUUCCCAGCUCCAGGAGUUCCGCAAGAGGGUUGCUGCCGCACAGAGCCAAGUCCAGGUGCUGAAGGAGAAGAAGCAGGCAACAGAGCGGCUGGUGUCGCUGUCGGCCCAGAGCGAGAAGCGGCUGCAGGAGCUCGAGAGGAACGUGCAGCUCAUGCGGCAGCAGCAGGGGCAGCUGCAGAGGCGGCUCCGUGAGGAGACAGAGCAGAAGCGGCGCCUGGAGAUGGAGAUGAACAAGCGGCAGCACCGUGUCAAGGAGCUGGAGCUGAAGCACGAGCAGCAGCAAAAGAUCCUGAAAAUCAAGACAGAAGAGAUUGCAGCGUUUCAGAGGAAGCGGCGCAGCGGCAGCAACGGCUCCGUGGUCAGCCUGGAGCAGCAGCAGAAGAUUGAAGAGCAGAAGAAGUGGCUGGACCAGGAGAUGGAGAAGGUCUUGCAGCAGCGACGGGCGCUGGAGGAGCUCGGGGAGGAGCUUCACAAGCGGGAGGCCAUCCUGGCCAAGAAGGAGGCCCUGAUGCAGGAGAAGACGGGGCUGGAGAGCAAGCGCCUGCGGUCCAGCCAGGCCCUCAAUGAGGACAUUGUACGAGUGUCCAGCCGGCUGGAGCAUCUGGAGAAGGAGCUCUCCGAGAAGAGCGGGCAGCUGCGGCAGGGCAGCGCCCAGAGCCAGCAGCAGAUCCGUGGGGAGAUCGACGCUCUACGCCAGGAGAAGGACUCGCUGCUGAAGCAGCGGCUGGAGAUCGACGGCAAACUGAGGCAGGGCAGCCUGCUGUCGCCUGAGGAGGAGAGGACACUGUUCCAGCUGGACGAGGCCAUCGAGGCCCUGGAUGCUGCCAUCGAGUACAAGAAUGAGGCCAUCACGUGCCGCCAGCGGGUGCUGCGGGCCUCGGCCUCCUUGCUGUCCCAGUGCGAGAUGAACCUCAUGGCCAAGCUCAGCUAUCUCUCGUCCUCGGAGACCAGAGCCCUUCUCUGCAAGUACUUCGACAAGGUGGUGACACUCCGAGAGGAGCAGCACCAGCAGCAGAUUGCCUUCUCGGAGCUGGAGAUGCAGCUGGAGGAGCAGCAGAGGCUGGUCUACUGGCUGGAGGUGGCCUUGGAGCGGCAGCGCCUGGAGAUGGACCGCCAGCUGACCCUGCAGCAGAAGGAGCACGAGCAGAACAUCCAGCUCCUCCUCCAGCAGAGUCGAGACCACCUUGGUGAAGGGUUAGCAGACAGCAAGAGGCAAUAUGAGGCCAGGAUUCAAGUUCUGGAGAAGGAGCUGGGUCGCCACAUGUGGAUAAACCAGGAACUGAAACAGAAGCUGAGUGGCAUGAAUGCUGCAGGCCAGAGCAGGGGUGGGGAGAAGAGGACCCUGUGCCUGGAGAACAGACCAGCCCCUGUAAGUGAAGACGAGCCCCACCCAGCACCUGAGCCACUUUGGCAGCCCCCCUUCAUGGAGGGCACCCCCCGCACCCGGGAGGAGAUGCGGGACUUGGUCCACGCCCCGUUGCCGUUGACAUGGAAACGCUCGAGCCUGUGCAGCGAGGAGCAGGGCUCUGCGGAGGAGCUGCGGCAGCGGGAGGCCACUGAGCCCCUGGUGGGGCGAGUGCUACCUGUGGGUGAGGUGGGUCUCUCCUGGAACCUCGGAUCCUUGCCCAAGCCCCGGCGGGACCUGCGAAGGACCAGCCCAGGGAUGAUUGACGUCAGGAAAAACCCCCUCUAGGCUCUUGGGGCAGAGCUGGCCUCGGAGAGAGCUUGGAGCCUGCUGACAGCUGCGCCACCUGCGCUUGCUUCCGUGAAGGUGUCCUUACCUCAAACUCUAAAUCAGGUCCUGAUCUAAUUGGAGUUAACAAAUUUGGGCCACAGCUCAGAACUGGACUCAAAUCACUUCUUAAAAAAGAUGCAGGUUCCUACCACUCACUUCCAUUAAGCUGCGGUACCCGACUGCCACCUUUUGGCUUGAGUUUCAGGACGGUUCCAGUCUUAAGCCUACGUGUAUGCAUUAAUUCUGCGGUUCAGCCAGGGCCUGUCACAGAACAGUCAGUGGCAACAGGGUUGUGGUUUAAAUGGUCUUAUGUAUAUGGGGGGAGCUGGGAAGCUUAGCAGUUUUAGGAUUUUGUAAAACCAUUUGGUAAUAAAUGACAGUAAUCUCUGGAGGGAGAAA
Molecule: messenger RNA, 4403 nt
Organism: Vicugna pacos (alpaca)
Lineage: Eukaryota; Metazoa; Chordata; Mammalia; Artiodactyla; Camelidae
Source: RefSeq, a predicted model, not a curated record